UUGUUUGUACUUUGUUCUGCUCGAAGCUCAUAAGCACUUAAUCGCGUUAAUUAUGUGGAGCUUUUCCCAGUAACGAAAUUCAGCAACUUAACUCACCUAUGAGCCUACUGGGACUGACCACGGAACUAUGGGGUUUCGGCGACAGCUAACGAGCUGCCUCUAGCAUACCAUGCUAGACAGUAAGUAGUCAACGGCCGUAAAAGUUUGAGCGUUUCAUAUUCGCUCCAGCAAAAUUGUUCCCUUGUACAUUUACGUACAAUUAGUUGAUUCCGGAUUAUCUUUGAGGAGCAUAUAGAGGUAAACAGGUGUGACAGAAAAGUUUUGCAUUCAAAUUCGGAAAGUAUUGUUUGGCCUUCCAUACUGAAACCCGAUAGUGCGAACGAACUAUGUGGUGCACAUUUUGAUGCAUUUUUGUAUAAAAUGAAAUGCAAAUGAACAUUGAGUGGCAGUUUAUAAAAAAAGUGUUGUGAAUCAAAUAUUGGAAAUUUACUAGCCUAGCGCAGAUACAAGCAAAGCCUAACCGCCCUACGUUGGACAACCAUCUCAGCACGUGCUGUAAUGAGAUUACUUAGAUGAGUUUGGGCCUGAAAUAAAUUAAUCGCUGGAAACUUACUGGAUUCAAUCCAUCAUAAAGAUAUGAACACGAAAUGGUAUUCAAGGCGUUCUAGACCGGAACUUUUAAUCAGUGUGCUACUUUUUAUGACGGUCGAACCUGUCCUAGGAUAUGGAAUUGAUUUCAGAGUGUACUGGAACAUACCGACAUUUAUGUGUCUAAAAUACAAUAUGUCCUUUGAGAAUAGUACAAAAUCUUAUGGAAUUAUACAGAACCAACAUGAUGAUUUCCGUGGAGACCAGAUCUCAAUUCUUUACGAUCCCGGAGAUUUUCCUGCAAUACUUCAGAAUUCGUCCUCUGGGGAAUACUUCUACCGGAACGGUGGCGUACCACAAAGGGGAAACAUUGCCGAACAUUUAGAAAUAUUUAAGCAGCAUGUCAACGAAUUAAUACCGGAUCCAAAAUUUCGAGGCUUAGCAGUUAUUGAUUUUGAAUCAUGGCGACCAACAUAUCGACAGAAUUUCGGCACAUUAAAACCAUACAAGGACCUUUCAGAAAAGAUUGAGAAGCAAAGGCAUCCCUUCAGACCUGAGAAUAGAAUUCAGCGAGAUGCUGAGCGGCACUUUGAAUCUGCCGCGAGACGAUUCAUGGAGGAAACUUUGCGGUUAGGACAGAAGUUAAGGCCAAACGCAGCAUGGGGUUACUAUGGAUUGCCAUAUUGUUUUAAUGGACGUUCUAAUAGCAUAGAAUCCUGUCCAACACAUGUACAGCGGGAAAAUAUGCAUUUGAGGUGGCUGUUUGAAUCAGUAGAUGCCGUUUACCCCUCCGUGUAUUUACGUGAACAAACUCCAGUACAAUAUCGUGUUCCAAUGGUGCGCGGUCGAAUCGAGGAAUCAAAGAGGCUAAUUAGACGUUUGCCACUUGCUGUACGACCUGAUAUUUUAGUAUAUCAUCGAUAUCUUUAUACAGAUACAUUGAAAUUUCUGACCGAAUCUGAAACUUUCCAAGUAUUCAAGGCCAUCAAGGACACCGGUGCGGAUGGCAUUGUCCUUUGGGGAAGCUCAGACGACCUUAACACAAAGGAAAAAUGCACAAAUUUUAACGAAUAUCUGUUCAAUAUCUUGGGACCUGUUAUUUCUUCACUUCAACCGACCUACUCCGUUCAGCCCAUUCAGUAGUAAACUGAAUUUUAAAAACUUAAUCGACUUAAACUUAAACACUAUAUAGUUACCAAUCUAAAGUAGUCAUUUAUGAAAAUGCGCUUUUGAGAAACGCUUAACUUUAUACAGAUUAUUCAGGUACAAUUGAAUAACGGACACAUAAUAUCCCUAUAAUUUUUAUGGAUAUUCUUCGAAUGAUUUUUUUCUUAUUUAAAAUUGUGUGAAAAUGCGUGUGAUAUAGUAUUUACUAUUUUUGCAAAGUUUUAUUGGAUGAUAUUAAUAAAACGAAACUCAAAUAUU
Molecule: messenger RNA, 2013 nt
Organism: Hermetia illucens (black soldier fly)
Lineage: Eukaryota; Metazoa; Arthropoda; Insecta; Diptera; Stratiomyidae
Product: hyaluronidase Tab y 2.0101-like
Exons: 6
Coding region: 637-1731 (364 amino acids)
Biological process (GO): defense response; hyaluronan catabolic process; carbohydrate metabolic process
Molecular function (GO): hyalurononglucosaminidase activity
Source: RefSeq, a predicted model, not a curated record